Molecule: messenger RNA, 1012 nt
Organism: Dendrobium catenatum
Lineage: Eukaryota; Viridiplantae; Streptophyta; Magnoliopsida; Asparagales; Orchidaceae
Product: transcription factor MYB46-like
Exons: 2
Coding region: 1-981 (326 amino acids)
Source: RefSeq, a predicted model, not a curated record
AUGAGAAGGCCAGACACAGCAAAUAGUACUACUCCUUCUUCAAAGAACGGAGUGACAGUUCAUAAUAAGCUAAGGAAGGGGUUAUGGUCUCCUGAGGAGGAUGACAAGCUCAUGACCUAUAUGAUGACCAAUGGUCAGGGUUGUUGGACCGACGUCGCGAGAAAUGCCGGCCUUCAAAGAUGCGGAAAGAGUUGCCGCCUUCGAUGGAUAAACUAUCUCCGCCCCGAUCUCAAGCGCGGUGCCUUUUCAAUCGAGGAGGAGGAGCUCAUCAUUCACUUGCAUUCCAUUCUUGGCAAUAGAUGGUCUCAAAUUGCAGCCCGUUUGCCAGGUCGCACAGAUAAUGAGAUAAAGAAUUUUUGGAACUCUACAAUAAAAAAGAGAUUAAAGAACUCAUCAAAACUAUCUUCCUCAACUCAUGACCAAGCUGAUCCAUCUGAUGCUAAUAAGGAGUUACUCAUGGAGGACAUCAUGUUCAUGCGCUUGAAUUCUUCAUCAUCAUCAUCUUCAUCAUCAAUGCAAGCUUUUACCAUGAACACCAACUACAACUUGGUUCCAUUCCCUGAUACAAUUUCAAAUGAUUGCUUCCUCAACAACAUAUCUUCAAGCUUAGCACAUGAUCAUUGCAUGUAUGAUGAUGCUGAUGCUCAUGGUAUAAUAACCAUGGGUGAAGGUCUUAUGGUAGAAGAAGGUUAUGAUCAUUACUUUGUUCCUCCACUAGAGAGUGCAAGUCAAGAAGAGAAUGGAACUAACUUAGAUUAUGCAUAUCAAAAUUAUUCAAGGAAUAUCAAUGAAAUUAAUUCCAACAUGAUUAAUCUUAAUGUUCAUCAUGAUACUAAGAAUAUUAUUAAAGGUAGCAAUUUAGUUGGGAGCCAUGAGAUGUGGGAGGAAGGUCAUGAAAAAAUGAAGGUAGGAGAGUGGUCUUUAGAAGAUUUGAUAGAGGAUGUCUCUUCCUUUCCUUUGCUUGAUUUCCAAGUUGAAUGAUUGAGCCUUCUUCCCCUACCUUCAUAAUUCU